Paramormyrops kingsleyae is the source of this 8762-nucleotide messenger RNA. RefSeq names its product HIVEP zinc finger 2b (gene hivep2b). Gene Ontology annotation, biological process: regulation of transcription by RNA polymerase II. The record is from RefSeq and is a predicted model, not a curated record. Gene Ontology annotation, molecular function: DNA-binding transcription factor activity, RNA polymerase II-specific; RNA polymerase II cis-regulatory region sequence-specific DNA binding. Gene Ontology annotation, cellular component: nucleus. NCBI's taxonomy places the organism in Eukaryota, Metazoa, Chordata, Actinopteri, Osteoglossiformes, Mormyridae.
ACAUUUCCUCUGAACCUCUAGUGUAGAUAUUGUCUUUGUUUCGGUAGGUUUAUUUAAACUGAUAUGCUGAUUGCCAAAAAGAAUGAGGCUUAUUGUCAAAAUAGCAGUUGGUGCUUAUCUUAGUUAAGAGUCAUAUUAAAUUAUGUUUAGCUAUUUGCAGAUAUUUAUCAGUACUUCUGCUUACAUUCUGUUUAUGAUCAUCAUAAAAUUUUAACUGCAAAAACCCUACUUAAUCACUAAACAGAGCACUCUGAAUUGUCUGACUGUGUGCCCUGCUGAAAGUGUCUCUAAAUGUGGGCUGUUGUAUAAUCCCUUUGGGGGCCCCAUUUCUAUUUUUGUUCCUGGAUAUGCGUCAGGACUGGGUAUUUUCUCUGGUGACCAUCUACUUCAGUAGGUCUCUUAAUACACGCUCUAUCAGUGUCUGACUUAUGAUUGAUGGGAAUUUCGUUCUGCUGCUUGGAUUUACUGGAGACGACGGAGAAUGGACUGGGGAGAAUUUCAGGUUCCGAGGGCUGCUUCAGGAUAACUGGACGUUAUGGGACUGAAGAGCUGAUGUAAACCAGAUAUCAUGUUAAUUGUCCCGGCAAGCAGAUGGAAACAACACAGGAAUGAAUUCAUUUGUUGUGUUAAACCUGAUUUGUAUAAACUUGUUUUGAAAGCGAACAAAUCAGCAAGAUGGUAAAAAUGUGCCAAACCUUGAAGAAAUCUGGUAUAAGCAAGGAAGGCUUUUGUAAUAAAAUCAGCAACUCCUAGGUGGACUCAUGUGAAGUCAAGAUGCAACAGCCAGCCGCUGAAGAAUACCCCUCUGGAGAAGACAAUUAAUAUGUCCGCAAACUCAGGAGCUCUUUGACCAUCAUCCCUUCGGACAUUCCCUGCAGAGCAAAGUUUGAAAAUGGAGCCACCUGAAUCGGUUAUUGGGCAAACGUCUAAAGUGGAGGCCCGAGAGAAGACAGAUGAAGGCGCGGGCAUUUCGGCACCCACGGUCAGCACCAAAAGAAGCACUUUUGCGGAUUCAAAAGGGAAAGGUUAUGCACAGCUGGGGUCACGAAGAUGUUUGGCAGAAGAGCAUUUUGGCAAAGAGCUUUCUUCUGUGGUGGGCCAGUCAUCUCUAGAAAGACAGUGCACACAGCGUUGUCCUCGCGGUUACUCCUACCGCUUGCGGCUUUCGAACCAACAGAAGCCUAAGCAGAAAGGGUCCCUGGCGGGAGCAAACCCACCGGCUGACCCGGAAGUGCUUGCCUCGCCAUUGAUUGGCCAGUUGCAACUCCGCACAUCAGGGCAACAAGCCGAUUUCCUUUGCAGGAACUCUCCGCGCGUACCUACCUCUUUCAGCCAGACUUCCCAGUCAGGGAUUGAUCAGCUAGGGGGCAUGCUCAGGAAAGUGCCAAAAUCAAAGAAGCCCGGGAAAUAUGUCUGCCAUUAUUGCGGAAGGGCUUGCGCUAAGCCUAGUGUGUUAAAAAAACACAUCCGGUCCCACACAGGAGAACGGCCGUACCCGUGUAUCCCUUGUGGUUUCUCCUUUAAGACCAAGAGCAACUUGUACAAACACAAAAAGUCACAUGCUCAUAGUGUUAAGGCAGGGCUGAUCCCAUUCUCGGAGCUGACAUCUGUGUGUAAAGGUGUGGAUCCGUCAUCGCUGGGCGGAGAAGCUGAAGUGCACUCUGAUUACGAGCAGAGCACUGACACAGAUGAAGAGUCUGCUGCGUUCUUGAGCAAAGGCAGCCCUGUCCCUCGUAUAUCUCUCGCGGCAGACAGAAGCAUCAUGGCAAUUGGACCGGACUGUACUCAGUCAGCUGAAGAGCUGAUAGCGACGCCUAAGGAGGUUCCCAUUGUUGUAGCGUCAGAACAGGGAAUUCCGUGCACAGUGGGGGAAUGCCCUUGGUUCACGGAUAUCAAUAUCAGUGGUCAUCGGAGUAGUGGGGAUGAGUUUCCCACUAUCAAACAGAAACUGGCUCUGAGGCUCACUGGGAAAAAAGGGCAAGACUCUGGAACUUCUAUGAACCUUCUGAGCCCACACAGCAAAGGCAGCACUGACUCAGGCUACUUCUCACGCUCAGAAAGCGCCGAGCAGCAAAUCAGCCCACCAAACACAAACGCUAAAUCCUACGAGGAAAUUAUGUUUGGAAAGUUUUACAAACUUGGCCCAAGGUCCAGGCAAACUGUUCCAAUAGCGAUGGCCAAAGUCACCAGCUCAGACAGAAAUAUUAUUAAUAUACAGGACAAAUCGAACACGAUGCCAGGUUCAGGAAUAGGCAAGGCUUUGGAGUGUCAUAAAUCCUGUCAUUACACAAAAGAUGAGAAAUUAAUUAACCCAAUUCAUCAGAACGUUACCACAUUUUUGAGGGAUGAUGUAGAUUCACAAAUGAAAAUAAGCUCACUCCCUAGGCAGUAUUCUCCCAAUUUCUGCCAAAUUGCCACAAGUCCCUCAGAAGUUCUGCCUGACACCGGGCCUCUGGUGAGAAGCAACUCAGUGCCAACGCCGCCAGCAGGGAACCUCAGUGCACCGCAAGGAUUACAGGGGAGUCAUUCAUUUGAUGAGAGGAUGACCUCUGACACUGGCUUUUAUCGGAGUUCAGUGGGUCUGAGGAGGCUUAGGAGACAAGCUGCAUUUGAGUUCAUUGCCCACGAAGGACACAUGGAACAUGAUAACUCAGGAACCAGUUCCAAAAACAUUUUUCCGCCACCUGGGACAGUACAAUUAGAUGAAAAUAUUCCUUCAUUGUCAGACUUAAAAGGACAUGGCUCAUACUCUUCUAGCAUAGAGGGCUACCCUGAAGUUCUGGGUCCAGUCAGGGUGAUGCAUCACAAACAGGUGACAGAAAUCGCCACGAGAAAACGAAGGAAGAAGAAGAGUGUCGGUGACGAAGAAGACUUCCCCAUUCAACACGACAAUGAUUUCGACAGUUCGGUUGAAAUGCUUGCCACCGACUAUGAUUCAAGACAAGAACAUCAGGAUGGUUUCAGAAGAGCAUUUACUGGUAUAGGACAGCUGUACAGUAUACACAGGGAACCAGAGAAUUUAGCUACUGGUACCUGCAUGGCAACAGAUGAAACAGUGCUCAUUUCAGACCUUGACAGGAAGACUGGAGGGAAUGUAAUCUCAGUUAUUCAGCACACAAACUCUUUAAGUAGGCCCAGCUCUUUUGAGAAGUCGGACUCAAUUGACCAAACUUUCCACCCACUGGGUACACUUGCUGGCCAGUAUUUGGAGCAGCCCGACUCAGAAAAACCUGGGGAAGUGCAUCUUUCAGACCAGAAAAGGUCUGGCCACACGGAGCUGCAACAGAUGGGCAGCGAACCAGCAGACCAAUCUUAUCGGUUGCCGCACAAACUGGUCCGUCAAGCUAACAUCCAAGUGCCUGAAAUUAGAGUGACAGAGGAGCCCGACAAACCAGAAGAGGGGCCAGAUACAUCAAAUAAAGAAUCAGAGAAGCAUGUGGAGGACUUCCAAUGGCCGCAGAGAAGUGAAACCCUGUCUCAGCUUCCUGCGGAGAAGUUGCCACCGAAAAAGAAACGACUGCGCCUGGCUGAAAUGGAACACUCCUCUGGGGAAUCUAGCUUUGAAUCGACCUGCACCAGCCUCUCCCGGAGCCCCAGCCAAGAGAGUCAUUUGUCUCCCAGCUCAAGCUUCUCAAUGUCAUUUGACAGGGAGGAAAGUAAUAAGUCGGCCUCGCCGGCUAAGCAGGACGACUUUGGCAAGCAGUCCGAGUUCUUAACUGUGCCAUGCAGCGGACGCACUCUCCCUGUACGCAACCAGUCCCAGCGGAAGGAGGUGAGGCGCUCCUCCUCGGAGCAGACGGCAUGUGUGUUGAACGCCGAGGUGCCGGAGAUCCGCAGCAAGUCGUUUGACUAUGGGGGGCUGUUGUCUUCGUCGAACUUGAGUGACGUCUAUGGUAGCGCUUCAGCAAUGAAGGAGCGGCGACGGGGUUAUCUAGUUAGACAGGCACCGCUAAGCGUAUUUCCUGAAUCCGUCACGCAAGACAAGGGCUUAGCUUUGAAAAUUAAGGAAGAACAAAUAGAAGGCAACAGUUCCCCUCUAUUACAUAGCUUAUGGCUGAGUACUCCCUCAUCUUUGACCGAAAGGCCAAACAGUUCUCCUGCUUACGAUGUAGCUUUAUCGAGCAAAGGUGAAGACAGCCAUCCAGGGACGGGUUUCCUGAAGCAGAGAACAUCUCACUUGCUGGAGCAACAACGUGAACACUGGUCAACUGAAGCCCUUAACAAAGAGUUAAUAGGGAAACCUGCCAUCCUGUCACCUCAGUCAGAAGUGUUCUGUCAGUCGGAGUUAACACAGAGACCGUAUCUUCCAAGGGCUUCUCCUUGGAGUCUCAGUGAUCUCCUGUCUAAAGCCUUUUCUGGCAGCACAGGGCUUCUGCAACCAUUUCAAACUAUCCUACCACCUGAAAUUGCUGGUUCGCAGCCACCUCCACCGGACACGUCAGUUCCUGUCAGGAUUCAAACUCAGGUGCCAUCUUACUGUAGCGUCAUGUAUACGACCGUCUCACAGAUACUAGCUACCCAUUCCCAAAGUAACAGUUCAGCUAUGGCUAUUUGCAAUCUCAAGGACAAUACUUCGUACACAAAGACUAGUUCAAAUGAUGGAAAGGUUUUUAGUUUACCCCAUAUACCAAGUAAUACUAAUGAACCUGUGCAUUACCCAUUAUGGAAAUUACAAGAAGUUAAGCCUGCCAGAAUGAACACAGGAAUUCCUCUGACUUUGACCUCUGGAACUAUCUCAACCACUGAUGCUUCAGGUACUGGUGGAAAUAAACGCAUAUUAUCCCCAGCCAAUAGCGUGGAGCUCUUCAUUGAAACCAAACAGCAAAAACGAGUUAAGGAGGAAAAAAUGUAUGGUCAGAUUGUGGAAGAGCUCAGUGCUGUGGAGCUCGACAAUACCCGUGUGACAAAAGCCAGUGGGAAGUCACAGAAGUCAGACCUUAAGAGCCGUGGGUCAGCUGACUACCAGAAGAGAAUGUCAGCUUCACCGCUGUUACAUUUACCCUCCACAGUCGUCACCUUACCUGCAGCCGAACCUCAUUUACAAGGGGUAGUAGACACCCGCGAAGGAAUGCAGUCCCCAGAGAGCCUAGACAUUGAUGAACCUUACCCACCUACAGCUGAAAUCCAAGAGAUGAUGGACAGUAAGGCACCUUUAAAGAUGCUGGUGGAGAUUGCUACCAGUCAAGAUAGCACUAUUAUGGGGAGCACGAUUUUGCUCGCUGACGUUGGCCAUGACCAAAUGAGUUCUCAGUUCCCUAGUCUUUGCACGUCCACGAGUGUGAGCUGGUGUUUCUUGAAUUACACCAAGCCAAACACAGCUCAGACCAGCUCCAUCGCCUCUGUUUAUGGUUCGUGGUUUGUAAGCUCUUAUAAUCCAAAUCCACCGGACCUAAACACAAAGACAAGCCUAGCAUUGCUGCGUUCCAAGCAGAGGAAGACUGCAGAGUCAUACACGAUGGCUUCUAUGUAUCCGCAGGGAACUGGUAAAGUUGUUUCCUCGCUCUUGUGGAAACAGAAGUUUGACCAGGAGAAACCAGAAGUCAUGCAGCUAGAUGUGAAGCUGGAGAAAAGAACAAAAGAUUCCAACAUUAGAGAGCGAGUAGCCGAGGGCUACAGGCAGAAGGAGCCUUCAGGGAAGGCGGCCGAACCAAACCGCAUCAAGAUUUUUGAUGGAGGGUACAAAUCCAAUGAAGACUACGUUUAUGUGAGGGGCAGGGGCAGAGGGAAGUACAUCUGCGAGGAAUGCGGCAUCCGCUGCAAGAAGCCCAGCAUGCUGAAGAAGCACAUUCGCACGCAUACCGACGUCCGGCCAUACGUCUGCAAGUUCUGCAAUUUCGCCUUCAAGACGAAAGGAAAUCUGACGAAACACAUGAAGUCCAAGGCGCACAUGAAGAAAUGCGUGGAGCUUGGCGUGUCUUUGACGUCCGUGGAGACACCAGAGGCAGAGGAAGCCGACAAUGUGGAUGAAGGACAGAGGGCACCUUGGAAGUCAGACCGAACGGGAGUAAUUGCUGAGCACCAGUUCUCUGACGCUGAUGACUCUGAAGGGGUCGAAGAGGAAGCCGAUGAGAAUGAGGAGGACGAUGAUGAGGAUGAAGAGUACGAGGGCGACUCCACACCCCGGACACGUUCCAGAAGCACAAGCCCCCAGCUGUCUGGAUCACCCUCUGUGCCCAUCACUGCCUCCGCCGUGUCCCUGGGGGCCUCUUCGGACUUCCCGUACCCAGCUGCCAGGCAGCCACUCUUCGGGCUGCCUGACAUCCAGCUAAGACAAAAAGGUGAUAGGGCUUGCAAGGCACAGAUGGUGGAGGGCCAGAGGUCAACGCAAGGGCUGACGGGCGAUGAGCAUGAGAAAAGUCUUAAUAUGGCUGGCUCCUUGGACAAGACCUCUGCACUGUCACCAGAACACAGCUUCACAACCACCGAUUUCUCUCCAUCUAGUCUGCCAUCCCCUGGCUACGACUCAUCACCGCACAGGGAUCCCUCACCCACACCACACAGGUACCUGUGUCCUUCGCGGGAUCUCCUAUCCCAGGGGCACCUGAGGCAUGUGUCUCCAAAGAAGGACAUCUCCAUCAGGCGGGGCUUCUCUCCACGAGCGCACUCCUCCACUGACCUGAUCGCUAGGCCUGUGUCACCUGGAAGGGACAUAACUUGCAAACGUGAGCUGUCUCCCAGGAGUAGGCAUCGAGGCACCAUAAGGCCCGUGUCACCUCGGAGGGGAAUGCACCACCACAGUGUCCCCUGGAGCCAGGGAUUGAACCUACCGUCAGAAUUAACCACAUUCGACAGUCGCUCAGAUGUAAACAUGGAGCAGAGGAAAAGCUCUCCCCAAACAUCACACCUUCCCAGUGAAGACCACCGCAGCUUAGUACCUCCAAGUACCCAGCAGGGUCUCUUCAGUCAUCUCCCCCUGCAUUCCCAGCUCCUGGUACGGACACCGGUCUCCACCGUCCCCAUUGGGGGGAUCCAGAUGGUUCCAGCCGCACCUCUGUCUGCCGGAGGUCUGCUGAAGAACACGCUUGGCGAGGCCGUCGCCAGCACCGUACCCUUCCAGCGUGGCGAGGCUAGCCGUAAAGCGGCGGGCGAGGGGCUGCCCGUUCCCACCCCCGAGAGAGUCAGCCAGGAUGCCGGGGACAAGGCCGGCGCGCCGGAUGAGAGCGUGCAGAUCUGCAUGAAGGCCAUCGCCUCCCUCAGGAUCAGCGCGCAAGAGCAUCCCGAUGACCGGCAGCCGCCUUCCCAUCCUCACGUGAAUUCCUGAGACGACACACGGCUCACAGAUCCAGCACUGUAGCGGUUUCCGAUAUCCGCACUGUCCCAGGACUGACGUGUCAGCUUCCCCCCACCCCUGGCCAACUCAGCUCUGGACGGCUCAGGCUUGGCAUGUCCUCCAUCGCCCUGGGCAGCCUUCCGCACUACGAGUUCCAGGGAGAGAUUUACUGGCAAAAUGACCUGAGGGCAUUACCAAUAAGCACAAAAAACUGGACAAGGAGUCACGGAUCACAGGCAAAAAAGGGAUAAUACAUGCAAACACAUAUACAAACACACAGAAUUCACACACCAUACAUUGGUACUGAAGUCUUUACAUAUACCAAUAAUUUAAUAUUGUAGUUUGAAUGUAAAGUACUGUAUUGCAUGCCUUUUAUAACAUUGAAUUCCAGUAAUUACGAGUUAAAAAGUGGUUGUGUAUGGUUAUACUGUAUAUACUGACAUGUAAGUCUGGCCAAAAUUGCUCAUAGAGGUUUUUUUGUCCACUCUGGUACUUCUCAAUGUUAUGAUAUGUGUGCCUUUUCUUUAUUUUUGUGCUAUGAUUAAGUCUAUAUUGAGAAUGGAGAGAUGUACAUAUAUCUGGUUUGUGUAAAUUCCCUUUGUAAUAAAUUUGAACUUAACAGGAGUCUGAAAGAUGUGAAGUAUUAAUACAUGUGAGGUUGCACUGAAACAUAUUUUUACAUGAAUGGAGUCUAAAUAUUUUUGUGUACAGCUGCUACUCUGAAAUUGUAUUUACAGUGGUAUGUAAUUAUUAUUGUCGCCUCUUUGUAUGUAUCGAUCUCUGUCACUAAAUCUGAAAAACAAAUAUGGAAUAUGUAUAGUGUAAAAUUGCUUUAUGUAUAAUAAACCUUAAUGUCUGUAUAUGCAUACAUAUGAUGAGAUUAACAUUUUAAGCUCAUGUUUGGUGCAUUUGUUGCAAGGUACUGCUGCUAUAAAUAUGUAUAUGAAAUUUUAACGAGCAAAGAUCUUAGUACUAUCGUAAUAUAUAACAGAUUGGAAUUUUAAAAAGUGCUAGCAUUUUAAAUGAAUGUUUGUUAAAUGUGUACAAAAAUGAAAAUAAACGGCACUUUUUUCUUGAGUCUAAGUGUGUAGAAACUAGCUGGAUUAAGUGGAUGGAAUUUAAAUGGCAAUUCAUUGAGAAUCUGUUGGCCUUAACUCAGAAUAAAUUAAACUGGACAUCCUGUUACAGGUAGGCUAUAGUUUACGUAUGUAUAUAUAUAAAUCUGUGUUAUUUGCUUAUUGUCUAUACUCGCUGCACUUUGUUACUUGUGAAUCAUGUCAUGUAGCUGUGAGGCUACAAACACUGACACAGACAGUACUUACAGGAUAUUAUAAACAAACAUUAGUAUUUUUCUUAUGUGUAAUUAAGAAUAGUUUUCCUACUUGUUCAGUUCUUUUGGUUAUUCUUCUGCCCCUCUUUGUAAAUCUGUGCUUUUCUUCAGUGCGUACCUUCAGUGGCGCUAUAGCAAUAAAUGAAAAGGACGUUAACCAAA